UUUUAACAAGCAAAUAUGAUGUUUAAGCCGUGUUUUGACGAAAAUAAACAAAUCACUUACUCCAACCGAGUACGCGUCGGUAAUUGGUUUGAAGCUUCAAAGUUAGAGGAGCAUAAAUUAAACUUGUUUCUCGAUCAAAUGAAAAAAGGUGGUUUGAUGUUGGCGCGUUUUCGCAAGAUGUCAAAGAAUUUGUUGAAGCCUGCUGAUUUGACACAAUCUACUGGCAGUUUCAACUUUGGAUCGAAAAUCUGUCUGUUGGCACCUUACGUCUCUGGGCUACGUCCAUCACAACCAGAUAAUAAGGGCCUUCUUCUCGGAGGCCGCAUAUCGUCUAACGAUAUUGACUAUUCCCAAGAAUUAGAAGAUGGGUGUACUAUAGCAGCAUUUCCCGACAAAACCCCUUACGCGAGAAGCACCUUCGUUGUCACUAGCUCUGAUUAUUGCAAUAGAGAAAAAGAAUAUUUAAAAUACAACCAAGAAUUUCUUUUAACGCUCUCCUCGUCUAUUGAAAGAAAAAAGCCGUUGUACAUUCGCUACGACCCAAACCCUAUCCCUGGUUUGAUUGGAACGUACCCUCUUUACCUGAGCGAGCAUCCCGUAAGCAAUACUAGAUGGCGUGUCCUACCUAAACAGAGACCCGACCUUACCAGAUUUGAACAAGAAGGAGAACCCGUACAUGUAAACACAGAUGUAAUAAUAAACCACUGCGCGACGAAUGUCAAUUUAGGCAUUAACACAUGUUUCUCGGCGUCGGGAUUCUAUGGAAAGAUGUCUGCACCCCUUGUGAAAACCUGCCUCGACGUGUACGGACGGGAGCUUCCCAAUAAUAUUUGGCAUUUCUAUGUACCGUUAGCCACCACAUAGAUAUCUACUUUAUUAAUGGUUCUAUUUGUUUUAUUUUAAUAAUACUUACUGACGUAAGGAGGUUAUGUGUUUCUAAGUACUUACAACAGCUUUGAUUUGUAAUCGUUACUGCCUAGCCUCUAUUAACGAGCCUUAGAAUUUGAAGUCUCAAAACAUGUGCGCCGUUGCGUCGGUCUUAAUUAUCGUGGAAAAUAAAUGAUACAACAGAAGACGAUGAGAAUUCUCGCAGACAGUAGGUACGUUCGUUAUUGUCUCGUUAUUAUACGAUAGCAGCCUUCCAACUUAUUGCGUCUGCCGAGAACAUGAAUAAGUCAUACCCUUCGUUAUAAGAAUUGCUCUAAAAUAUCAUGAAUAUCCCAGAAUGGUUUUGACGGAAAUCCAAUUUUUUGCCGCCAUAUAAUAUGCAAGGUAGAAGUUAUAAAAACUUCACCGGCAUCGCAGACAGGUGAGAAUUUCGGAUAAGUAGGUGGAUGAGAUGCUAUGCUGUACUGUACAUCCAUAUCUCAAUGGAUUCCGGUUGCAAAUUGAUUUUCGUAUCCAUUUACAGUGAAGUCCCGUAACUUUAUAAAUUGACAAAAUUAUUCUAAAAGAGACUUCUGCCUCCCAGCUUCUGCGAGUAGAUAAACUCAGGAAAUUGCUUUUUAAGUUUACCAGACAGUACAAUUAAAGUGGGUGUAUCAAGCACUACCACUAAGGAGCGUUUCCUAUUGAAUUGCGUUCCAUUACGAACGAGAGUUCGUUAAAGUUUUCAUAAAAUAUCGUCUCCUGGACGAGUGUCGCGUCGUGUUUUCUAUACGUUUUCUAUUCAUUGUAAAUUGUAAAGCUCGUCCCAUUUGGGCAGAGUGCCUGGCAGAUUUGCAACUUCUUCCACGCCCUA
Messenger RNA from Hyposmocoma kahamanoa, 1741 nucleotides. Its product is annotated as cilia- and flagella-associated protein 161-like. Gene Ontology annotation, cellular component: motile cilium. Gene Ontology annotation, biological process: cilium assembly. NCBI's taxonomy places the organism in Eukaryota, Metazoa, Arthropoda, Insecta, Lepidoptera, Cosmopterigidae. The transcript has 6 exons. The coding region runs from base 16 to 864 and encodes 282 amino acids. The record is from RefSeq and is a predicted model, not a curated record.